AUGGCGACCGCGGAGCUCUGCGGGCACGCCGUGCGGGGUUCCACCCCGGGGCCGCGGCCCGGAGGGGCCCCGCGGCCGGCGGAGCGCGCCCCAGGGGCCGUGGAGAAGCGGGGGCCCUACAUGGUGACGCGCGCGCCGUCCCUUCAGGCCAAGCUGCAGAAGCACCGGGACCUGGCCAAAGCCGUUCUGCGGAGGAAAGGCAUGCUGGGGGCCUUGCCGAGCCGCCCCGACUCUUCAGGGAAAAGGUCAGUGAAGUUUAACAAGGGCUACACUCCUCUUAGCCAGAGUCCAGAUGAGAACCUGGUGUCCCUCGACUCUGACAGCGACGGGGAGCUGGGAUCCAGAUCCUCCGGCUACUCCUCUGCAGAGCAGGUGAACCAGGAUGUGAGCCGGCAGCUGCUAGAAGAUGGCUACCACCUGGAUGAGAUCCCAGACGAUGAGGCCCUUGACCUCAUCCCUCCCAAGCCCAUGGCGUCCUCAUGCUCCUGCUCCUGCUGUCUUGGGGACUCGUCCUGCACUCUUCAGUAGGCACAGCCUCCCAGCACAGGCCCUGCUGUCAGCCCGCAACUGCUGGAGGCACCGACCUCUGGUCCAAUCGGGGACUUGCAGGCUGCUGCCCCCGCCAUGAUUCAGGAGUUAGGUGGAAUUGUGCGGUUCGUUGGAGUCAGGGCGCUGUCUGUGAUGGCAGCUGGCAGAGGUGGCUCAGAACCCUGCAGACAUCUUGACUGGAGCUUGAUAGUAGGGUGUUUAAGGGAAGGGGAAGAACUGCACCCAAUCUGCACCAGGCAGCAUCGUAUCAGAGUAGAAAACAGCACUCCAGCUUGCAGCUGGAGUCUAAUGACUGAGUCCACGCGUGCUCCUCGUUCUAGCUGUCAGGUGGACUAGCAGCUUCACUUGUAGGGAUGCACAGUGCUAGGGCAGGAAGUCUUGAAGCUGGUCUUGUGUGCAGCUGGGCUGUGACCUGGGGUGUGUUCUGCUGUUCUAGCCAUCUGGGUGGGGCUUGUGACUGGCCAGCCCUUCCCGGGUAGGGUAAAAUGUCUCAUACUUGUGUAUUUAUUUGUAUUUCCUUGCCUGGGAUGUUUCUUCAAAGGUUAAAAGUUACUGCUGCUGUUCUCAUAGCUACCAGCAGGGGGCAGCGCAAGGCCAGUCAGUGCCUUCCUGGUUGGCCUUGUCCAACUUGAGUAGCAGUGGAUGAGAGGGUGUGACGGUGUGGCUUUGGCCACGGGACAGGGAGGAAAGCCCUGAGAACUCCCAGGCCCUGUCUGAGGUCAGUCUGCCAGCUCAGAAGCAUGGGCAAGGGCCAUCCUGGGCUUUUUCCUCUGCCCAGCUCCCUCUGCCUCAGAAGCUGGAAGUGUGCCUCUGCCAGAGCACUUGCUUGGCAUGCGGAAGUGCUGUGCUCAGGCCCUGUGUGCAGAGCCAGGCCUGAAGAGGACAGCUGGGGUGGGCACUCGGUGGGAAGCCACAUUUCCGUGAGGGACCUGGGCUACUGGAGAAAGUGGCAGGAGAACCCUCAAACCACAUCCUCAUUGUGGCCAUUGCUGUAAUGCACAGAGAAACAUGGCCAUCUGGGGGCCUCAGAGCCAGUGACCCAUGGGGGAGGCUGCAGGACCAAGCAAGGUGGAGAUGGCUGGGUGUUUACCACAGACCCAAAUACAACCCAUAAAGGGUGCCAAGAGCCAACCUGCCUUAAUUCUGAGAAGGUGAUGGUGGAGCGCCCACCUGGGUCUGGAUGCUUUCCAGAGGUCUUGCACUUGACCUUUGUAAAAAUAAAUGCAGUCAUUCCA
Molecule: messenger RNA, 1784 nt
Organism: Dipodomys spectabilis (banner-tailed kangaroo rat)
Lineage: Eukaryota; Metazoa; Chordata; Mammalia; Rodentia; Heteromyidae
Gene: Fam219b
Product: family with sequence similarity 219 member B
Exons: 5
Coding region: 1-528 (175 amino acids)
Source: RefSeq, a predicted model, not a curated record